Erinaceus europaeus (western European hedgehog) is the source of this 4285-nucleotide messenger RNA. RefSeq names its product HEAT repeat containing 6 (gene HEATR6). Bases 33 to 3533 code for a protein of 1166 amino acids. The record is from RefSeq and is a predicted model, not a curated record. NCBI's taxonomy places the organism in Eukaryota, Metazoa, Chordata, Mammalia, Eulipotyphla, Erinaceidae. The transcript has 20 exons.
GGAAGUAUUUCCCCGGCUGCACACGUUGUAAAAUGGCAGCGGUGCAAGUCGCCGGCUGCUUUCUAGGCGGGCCACCUCGGGAGGUACGCCAGGAAGUAUCCCCGCGAUUUGGGAGCGGAUUACGCUGCUUGUCGUCCAGGCUUUGCUCCCUGCGCUUGGACGACAGUAGCUCGGCUCGAACUGAACUCCACCUGGUGUUCGACCAGCUCAUCUCCGACAACUAUGAGGGCGGCGGCGUGGACCCGGAGGAUGUUACUACUCUUCUUGUCAAGGCAUGCCAGUUGGUGCCUUUUAAUCAGAAUCACCUUGUCAGCAAAGUUUGUCAGCUUAUCCAUCACUUACUUAACAGAUUACAGGUGAUCGUUGAUGAACAAAACUUGGAUUUCCUAUUGGCAUAUACUGUUGCUGCUAUUCAGCAGUGUAGUUCUUGGACGCACCUAAAAGUUCUUCAAGCUCUGGCAGCUCUGGUUUACUGCAAUGGCUCAAAAUGUCAUAAGUACCUUGGAGACUUGCUAGGCAAGAAUGGACUCUUGAUGAAGUUGAGUGAUGUGACUUAUUCUGACCCUGAAGUCAGGAGAGCUGCUGUACAUUGCAUGGCAAACUUAUGUCUCAGCAUGCCAGGUCAGCCGUGCAUGGAUGAAUACUACCAAAACAUCUGUUUCCAAGCUUUCUUAACCACUUUACAGUCUCCAAAAUCACCUGAAAUGGACGAUAUCACAUUUUGCAUGUUGUUACAAAAUGCAUUAAAAGGUAUACAGUCACUUCUGAAUGGUGGAAAGAUGAAACUGACACAAACUGAUGAACUUGGAGCACUUCUAGCUGUGCUAAAGAAAUCCAUGUUUCAUGGACUCCCUGGACUGAAUAUAGAGAUGCCCACAGUUUUAUAUCCCACUCCACUUCCUCAGUAUGAUGGACGACCACCUGUCAAACCACAGCCUGAACCCAGUAUUUCUCGACCAACUCUGAAUAAAAAGAAAAAGUCAAAAGUAAAGACAAAGAAAAGCCAGCAAACAGAAGAAGAGGAUAAUGACGAUGAUGAAAGAGAAACGACCCCAAGCACUGUCUCAGACAGAGUGAGCCUGAAUGAAGGGAACACUCAGCGUUUCUCAUCCAGUGGUGUCCAGAGUUUGCUAGCAGAUGAAAGUGAUGUUGUAGGAAAAGACCAAGUUGCCCUACCCUUCAGUUCUUCCAGUUGGAAAUGGGUCAGCAGUAGUGAGUCCGACUAUUCAGAUGCUGAAGGAGGCAUGCAAAGUAAAAUUAGGUCUUUUCAAGCCAGAGUUCGCCAAGCAGCACUAGCUUGCUUUCUUUCUACUAUAAAAUCAAUAGAAAAAAAAGUUCUGUAUGGCUACUGGUCAGCUUUUAUUCCUGAUACACCUGAGCUCGGAAGUCCACAGUCUGUAUCAUUGAUGACUCUUACAUUAAAAGACCCUUCUCCAAAGACACGUGCCUGUGCUUUGCAAGCUUUAUCUGCCAUCUUGGAGGGCUCAAAGCAGUUUCUUUCUGUGGCUGAAGAUACCAGUGACCACAGAAGGGCUUUUACUCCCUUCUCUGUAACGAUUGCUUCUAGCAUCAGAGAAUUACACAGAUGUCUUUUGUUAGCUUUGGUGGCCGAGUCAUCCUCACAGACUCUUACUCAGAUCAUUAAGUGCCUUGCGAAUUUAGUAUCAAAUUCACCUUAUGAUCGUCUGAAACUCAGCCUGCUGACAAAAGUCUGGAACCAGAUAAAACCUUAUAUCCUCCAUAAAGAUGUUAAUGUUCGUGUGUCAAGUCUCACACUCUUAGGAGCCAUAGUGUCCACUCACGCACCUUUACCUGAAGUCCAGUUACUUCUACAGCAGCCCUGUUCUUCUGGACUCAGCAGUAACAAUUCAGCUAUUCCUCACAUCAGUCCUCCUGACUGGUGGAAGAAAUCUUCCUCAGGAUCCUUUCUGGAAGAAACAUCACUUGAGUCACCUAGGGAUUCUUCAGAGCCAUGCUGGCUCAUUCGACUUUGCAUUUCCACCAUUGUGUUGCCCAAAGAGGAUUCCUGUUCAGGUAGUGAUACUGGUUGUGCACUAGGAAGCACCUAUAAGCCAUCCCCUAUGAGACUGGAGGCCUUACAGGUUUUGGCUCAUUUGGCAAGGGGCUACUUUUCAAUGGUUCAGCUCUAUUUGAUGGAGCUGGGAGAGGUGAUUUACAGAUGCAUGGGGGAAAUAGACCUUUCCAUGCAGCUUCAUGGAACCAAGCUUCUGGAAGAACUGGGUGCAGGCAUAAUACAGCAGUACAAAUCAGAUUCUGUCAUAGCAACUGAUCAGAGAGUGCCGGUUUCCUUGGUGGUGAUGUUCUGGACUCUGAUGCUGAAUGGUCCUUUACCCAAAGCCCUACAGAAUGCAGAGUACCCGAAUCUUCAAGCAAGUGCCUGUGAUGCUCUCGCUGCCAUCUUGCCAGAAGCCUUCGACAAUCUUCCCAAUGAUAAGCAGAUCCUGUGCCUCACGAUGCUACUUGGGCUCAAUGACAGCAAGAAUCGUUUAGUGAAAACUGCAACCUCGAGGGCCCUUGGAGUCUAUGUGCUUUUUCCUUGUCUCAGACAGGAUGUCCUGUUUAUUGCAGACACAGCGAAUGCAAUAUUGAUGUCACUUCAAGACAAGUCUGUGAAUGUCCGGGCCAAAGCAGCCUGGUCUCUGGGCAACCUGACAGAUACUUUGAUUAUCAACAUGGGAGCACCAGACCCAAGUUUCCAUGACGAGUUCUCCGAUCUUCUACUCUUGAAGAUGUUGAGUUCUGCUAUAGAAGCAUCCAAGGAUAAAGAUAAGGUAAAAAGCAAUGCCGUCCGGGCCCUUGGAAAUUUACUUCAUUUUCUUCAGCCAUCUCACAUAGAAAAACCCAGGUUUGCUGAAAUCAUUGAGCGGUCUAUCCAGGCUCUGAUUUCUACUGUUCUGACUGAGGCUGCUAUGAAAGUCCGAUGGAAUGCUUGUUACGCAGUGGGAAAUGUUUUUAAAAACCCUGCUCUUCCAUUAGGAACAGCUCCAUGGACCUCCCAGGCCUACAGUGCCCUGACAUCUGUUGUGACAUCCUGCAAGAACUUUAAGGUGCGAAUUAGAUCUGCUGCUGCCCUUUCCAUCCCAAGCAAGAGAGAACACUAUGGGUCUGUUGACCAGUAUGCUCAGAUCUGGAAUGCAUUAGUCACUGCCCUGCAGAAGAGUGAAGACACCACAGACUUUUUGGAAUUUAAGUAUUCUGCCAGUCUACGUACCCAAAUCUGCCAGGCGCUGAUUCACCUCUUGAAUUUGGCUAGCACCUCAGACCUAUUCUGCAUCCAGAAAACUCUUGAACUGAAUGGAGACAUGGUCAAGUCCUAUAUUCUACGGUUUUUAAAAUCAGGAACAGAAGGAGAUGACACUGGAGUACCCCACAACCUGGAGGGAAGAGACCAGAAGAUCAAAACUGCACUGGAGCAUAUAAACAGUGUUCAAGCACUAACUGGUGACACAGCCAAAGGGACCAUCCUGGACUUUUUAGAAGAUGUCAUGACUGUAUAUUUUGACUCAUCCUGAUCACAAGUAGCACUCCUAGGAUUAACAAAUCAGUGAUUAUUCUUAUACUUUCCAGGUGUUAAAAAGGAAGAACCAAGUUUUAGCAUCAGAUAAUAUGUGGGGUUUAAUUUUAGGACAGAAACAACACAUCCACUUUUUAUUUAGAAUGAGUUAGCAAUUUAAGCUUUUCUCAAAGGGCUCAACCACUUUAAGUGGUUUUGCUGCACUGUUCAUGUUCCAGGUUGUUGGAACCUCUGACCUCAUAGCUAGAAGGCAAUGAUAUUUGUUGUUGUUGGGCCAGGAAGCUAGCAUAGCAGUCAUUUACUAAAUUUUAUGCCUAAGGUCCUGAGACUCCUAGGUUUAAUCCCCAACACCCCUGUAAACCUAAGCUGAGCAGUAUUUUGGUUUCUCCCUCUUUCUCACUAAAGUAAAAUAUUCUAUUAAAAUGAAUCAGUUGGCUGGGUUGGGUGUGUGUGUGUGUGUGUGUGUGCGCGCGCGCGCGCACGCACGCGUGCAGCAUAAUGAUGAUGCAAACAGACCUUAUGCCUGAGGCCCUGAGAGCCUAAAUUCAUUCCCCCGUACCACCAUAAGCCAGAGCUGAAUAGUGAUCUGGUAAAAUAUAUAUAUAUAUGUAUCAGUCAUAGCAUGGGGGGAUUUGUGAAUAUUAAAAUUGCAGAAUUUUAAAUUGUAAAAGAAUUUAGAAAUUAAGAGUAUUGUAUACUGCAUCUCUGGUAAUUGUUUUUCUCUUAUAAUAAACUUAUGAAAAUACCAUG